Paramuricea clavata is the source of this 246-nucleotide messenger RNA. NCBI's taxonomy places the organism in Eukaryota, Metazoa, Cnidaria, Anthozoa, Malacalcyonacea, Plexauridae. The record is from the annotation of a GenBank genome assembly.
AACGUAUUGUCAAACAGAAAAGCAAAAUACCUAAAAGAUUUAGGAUUAGGAGAUCCAAAAUAUGUGGAAUCUUCGAGAAUGUUCGACAAUCUGUUAAAGAUAGCAGGUGGCCUUUGCAAAGAAGUGAUUGCCGAGGACGAAUUAGAAAAAUUGGAGCAUCACAUUGUGGAAAUACACCUGUUUGCCGUUCGUGAAGUAUCGAUUUGGCAUUCUCAAAUUACAAGAAGGCUGAGAUUUACCGUGUAA